AUGGCAGCCAGUAAAACCAAAUAUCCACUGGGCUCCCCUCAAGAGCAUAUUGAAAUGUGCAAAAGUCAUGUUUUACCUAUUGAUGUUAUUUGUGAGGACUGUGAUGAAUUCAUUUGUGGCAAGUGUACAAAAACAGACCAUAAGGAACAUGAAUGGAACACUCUACCCACGGCAGCCACCCAAAGGAGAAGAGAUCUGCUAAUAUUUCUUACACAGAUCAAAGAAGGGGAUCUGCUUGGGAUUGAUGAGAAGAUACGGAAGGUUUCAAAACAGAUCACAGAAAAUGAAGAACUCUGUGACUCUGAGAUUAAAAAACUUCAGAAGCAUGUUGAUGGGAUAAUGGCUAAAUUGACGGAAAUCAGGGGAAAAAAUGAACGAGGAUUGAGAGGAUUUGGAGGAAAAAAAUAA
This is a messenger RNA of Saccostrea cuccullata (small rock oyster), 408 nucleotides long. Its product is annotated as E3 ubiquitin-protein ligase TRIM33-like. The coding region runs from base 1 to 408 and encodes 135 amino acids. The transcript has a single exon. Gene Ontology annotation, molecular function: zinc ion binding. Lineage: Eukaryota; Metazoa; Mollusca; Bivalvia; Ostreida; Ostreidae. The record is from RefSeq and is a predicted model, not a curated record.